This is a messenger RNA of Danio aesculapii, 1997 nucleotides long. RefSeq names its product whirlin-like. Gene Ontology annotation, cellular component: plasma membrane; photoreceptor inner segment; stereocilia ankle link complex. The transcript has 9 exons. Lineage: Eukaryota; Metazoa; Chordata; Actinopteri; Cypriniformes; Danionidae. Gene Ontology annotation, biological process: auditory receptor cell stereocilium organization; sensory perception of sound. Gene Ontology annotation, molecular function: protein binding. The coding region runs from base 1 to 1512 and encodes 503 amino acids. The record is from RefSeq and is a predicted model, not a curated record.
AUGAGGGCAAAGGGGGGCUUUUAUAAAGGUGUAGCGGGAUCUCAGGUGACUCUGUCCAGUUUGGUGAACCAGAGCAGGGCCAUGCUGGAGGAACAGGCCAGACAUCUGCUGACCGAACCGGAGAGGCAGACCAUGGGUUACUACAUCCAGGAGUAUAGGGAAGGGCACGUCGGUGUUGAGCAGCUCGUCAUGGCCCUCUUUGAGCUCUUCAAUACACACGCCAAGUUUUCUCUGCUGUCCGAGGUCAGGGGAAUUGUGACCCCUCAGGAUGUGGAGAAAUUUGACGGUCUGGUCCUGAGACGAGAGAUUGAUGCCCUGAAGGCGAGGCAGGGUGGAGGAGCAGGGUUCCAGGACUCCUUCUCCAUGGUCUCAUAUCCGGACACUUUGGCCUCCUCCUCCGCCAGCUUCAUGACCAACACCACCCUCAGCUCCGCAAGGAACGACGGUGUGGCGGAGAAUAACGGGGAACAGGGGUCUCUGGAGCACAGCAAUGCCCUGCCAGACAUCUCUCUGGAUGAGGUUCAUUCCACCUCAGAUUCUCCUCCUUCCUUUAAACCUCCUCCUCCCCCAGGGCUCCAGCGGCGUCCCAGUCGAAAAGCCACACUUAGCAAACGUCCCUCUUCCAGCUCUUCCCAAUCGGGCCUGUACUUCACCGCUCCUUCUCGUUCCCACACCAGAGAGUCCAAACACCCUAAAGCACCCAAAGCUUUCAUGUCUCCUCCUGGCACCCUCAAAGUAGACGUCCCAGCAUCUCAGCUCUCAGUCGUGAGUCAGCAUCUAAUCGGACCUUUUCCAAGAGUCCAGUCUCCUAAUAAAGCGAAGCCUGUUCAGUCCUCAUCUCUAAUUCCUCCACCUGCACCGAAUGUACCCGCUCCGCCCGGUCCGCCUCCUCCUCCGCCUCCACCUCUGCCUCCACCCUCUUGCCCGGAUAAACCCACCCCUUCCUCCCCAGCGUCCAAUCAGCAUUUUGUGAUGGUGGAGGUGCACAGGCCCAACGCAGAGCCCGAUGUGAACGAGGUCCGGCCGCUGCCACAGGCUCGAGGAGGGACGUUAUCACAGCUCUCAGACAGUGGCCAGACACUAAGCGAGGACAGUGGUGUGGACAUUGCUGAAUCAGGACGUCUCAGUAAGGAUAGCAGCCCACGCCCCGGCCGCACCAGAGCCCCUCGGGAUGGGCACGGAGGAGGAGAAACGUCUGCCAAACCGCCGGGUCUGUUGGAGCCGAUGUCCACUUUAGUGAGAGUGGCCAAAAGCGCCAGUACUCUGGGCAUCGCGAUAGAAGGCGGGGCAAACACACGUCAGCCCCUCCCACGCAUCGUUACCAUUCAGAGAGGCGGUUCGGCUCACAACUGCGGACAGCUAAAGGUGGGUCAGGUAAUUCUAGAGGUGAAUGGAGUGUCCCUCAGAGAAAAGGAGCAUCGGGAAGCGGCACGUCUCAUCGCCGAGGCCUUUAAAACCAAAGAGAAGGACUACAUUGACUUCUUGAUCACAGAGUUCAAUGUGGCUCUAUAGGACCCCAUAAUAAAAAAGCACUGGGAUGGAUCCGCAACACGUCUUGCCAUGAUUAACCCCUCAGAAUCCCGAUACAUGGCGCUCUUCAUCUCAUCCUCCACUGUGAUGUUUUGAAACCAGUCGGUGUUUGAAAGGCCAUCCCUUGUGGAUCAACCCCAUCUUGACCUUUUAGACGGCAAAUGCCAGGAUAGAGUCUGUUCUGGAAGAUUGGGCCAUCUUUUCAGUUGGCUUAUUCUUUAUGAGGUCCUAUAAUGAAAUUUUGUCACCUGACCGCAAGAGACUCUUCAUCAAGCUUGGAUCUGUGUAUAGUUUUUGAUACACAAUACUGCUAUCCUGGUGUGAGAGUUUGCGUGAACGUCAUGGAAAUCAUCAUUGUUUUUCUUUUUUAUUCAUAGCUAUUUUAUAAGAAAUGGAUAAAAUGUGUUUAAAAUAUAUAUAUAUAUAUAUUAAAAAGUUAAGAGGUGGCUACAACCACUGAUUUUAGU